Messenger RNA from Zingiber officinale, 1860 nucleotides. RefSeq names its product terpene synthase 10-like. Gene Ontology annotation, molecular function: terpene synthase activity; magnesium ion binding. The record is from RefSeq and is a predicted model, not a curated record. Bases 1 to 1860 code for a protein of 619 amino acids. Gene Ontology annotation, biological process: diterpenoid biosynthetic process. Lineage: Eukaryota; Viridiplantae; Streptophyta; Magnoliopsida; Zingiberales; Zingiberaceae. The transcript has 8 exons.
AUGGCUACUCGUCAAGCAAUGUCUAUUUGCGAUCCCUUUCGGCGGUCAGGGAAUUAUCACCCAAGCAUAUGGACGGACGAGCGUGUGCAAUCCCUCACGAGCACCUCCGCGGUUCAACGAGAAGAGAAACGUGAGACAAUAAAAGUACUGAAGGAGCAAACUAGGAAUCUGAUACUCGAGAAGCAGCAAGUAGCAGAGCAGCUUCAACUGAUCGACCAUGUGCAACAGCUCGGCUUGGCUUACCACUUCAAAGACGAGUUUACAGACGUUUUAAGUCGUCUUCAUGCUUCUUUAGACAAGGUGAGCUCGCAGCUGAAGGACGAUCUGCAUGCCACAGCGCUGCUCUUCAGGCUCCUCAGAGCAAAUGGCUUCUCUGUUUCACAAGAUUUGUUCGAGGUAUUUAGAGACGAGAAGGGAAACUUCGAAGCUCGCUGUGAGAACCAGAUCAGAGGGCUUCUGAGUUUGUACGAGGCUUCCUACUUCGAGAAGGAUGGAGAGAUUAUGCUGAAGGAAGCCAUGGAUUUCGCGACUGAGCAGCUGAAAGGAUUCAUGGAGGAGGGAUCUGUUCCUGAGGCUGGCGGUCUCAGAGAGCAGGUGGCCCAUGCGCUGCAGAUUCCACUGAAUUGGCGGCUGGAGAGAGUGCAGCACAGGUGGUUCAUUGAAGCAUGCAGUGGCGAUGACACCGUCAACCCUCUCUUGCUGGAGUUUGCUAAGCUCGACUUCAAUCUGGUUCAGGACAUGUACAAGAAUGGUGGUCCGGGCUCGGGCUUGCAGAGAAGCUGCCAUUUUUCAGAAACAGAUUACUUUGAAAACUAUCUGUGGGCACUUGGUUUCACUUAUGAACCAGAAAGCUGGAGAUGCAGAAUGAUGGAAACAAAGGCAAUGUGUCUUAUUACAUUGAUUGAUGAUAUUUACGAUGUCUAUGGAACCUUGGAUGAACUCCAGCUCUUCACUGAUGCCGUCUACAGAUGGGACUUAACUGCCAUGGACAAGCUUCCAGAGUACAUGAAAUUAUGUUUCUUUGCACUCUUCAACCUAGUGCACGAAGAAGGCUACCAGGUGAUGAAGGAGAAGGGCUUGGACAUUGUGCCUGGCUUAAAAAGAAGAUGGGGAAAUCAAUGCAAAUCAUACCUUGAGGAAGCAAAAUGGUUCCACCAUGGCCAAACCCCCAAGCUCGAGGAAUACUUGGAGAAUGCAUGGGUUUCAGGAUCUGGUCCAAUAAUUCUGUUUAAUGCUUACUGUGUGGGCAAAGACUUAACUAGAGAGUCCUUGAAAAUUUUUUCCAGUUACUAUGAGAUCACACGCUCCGCCAGCACACUCGCUCGUCUUUACAAUGAUAUGGGUACUUCCAUGGAUGAGCUUGAAAGAGGCGAUGUGGCGAAAUGUAUUCAAUGCUACAUGCACAACAAAGGUGUCUCAGAGGAAGUGACAAGGAGGGAGAUAAGAGAAUUGAUGAGGAAAUAUUGGAGAGAAUUAAAUGGAGCUCUUAGUUGGGAUUCUCCAUUAGAGGUGUACUUCAAGAACGUAACAGUCAAUAUCAAUCGGACGGCACAAUUCUUUUAUCAGGAUAGGGAUGGAUAUGUGGCUACCAUCCUCCGUUCUUUUGCCAGUCAGGAGAAACCAUCUGUGGCUGUUCUGCAAGCUCUAAAUGAAGAGUUAACACAAAGCCUGUCUUCUGAUCCGGCUGCUUCCACCAGUCUACAGCCUUCGGAACCCCAAGCUGCCGACGCAGUGGCCACCUCGACACUUAUUGAACCACCGACUCCCAGCCCUGCAGACUCAACCCUACCCGCAUCUCUGAUCAACCUGCGGCUGAGCCAUCGCCCGCAGGACAAGUGCCUUCUCUCCCUCCUACUAUGA